Messenger RNA from Thalassophryne amazonica, 2606 nucleotides. It is a transcript of the gene pkma, whose product is annotated as pyruvate kinase M1/2a. Gene Ontology annotation, biological process: glycolytic process. The transcript has 10 exons. The record is from RefSeq and is a predicted model, not a curated record. Lineage: Eukaryota; Metazoa; Chordata; Actinopteri; Batrachoidiformes; Batrachoididae. Bases 32 to 1630 code for a protein of 532 amino acids. Gene Ontology annotation, cellular component: cytoplasm. Gene Ontology annotation, molecular function: potassium ion binding; pyruvate kinase activity; magnesium ion binding.
UUUUUUCUUUGCUUGCAGUACUCCAGUGAUUAUGCCUCAGUCAAAGACGGCCGACGUGGGCUCUGCCUUCAUCCAGACACAGCAGCUCAAUGCUGCUAUGGCUGACACUUUCCUGGAACACAUGUGCCUACUGGAUAUUGACUCUGAACCCACCACUGCCCGCAACACUGGCAUCAUUUGCACCAUUGGGCCAGCCUCACGUUCUGUGGACAUGCUUAAGGAGAUGAUUAAAUCUGGAAUGAAUAUUGCUCGCUUGAACUUUUCUCAUGGCACACAUGAGUACCAUAGAGAGACCAUCAAAAAUGUACGGACCGCAUGUGAAAGUUUUGAACCUGGCAGUAUCCACUACCGACCUAUUGGCAUUGCCCUGGAUACCAAGGGCCCAGAGAUCAGGACUGGCCUCAUCAAAGGAAGUGGCACUGCUGAGGUGGAACUGAUAAGAGGCAACACAAUCAAGCUUACUCUGGAUGACAGCUACCAGGACAAGUGUAGUGAGGAAAUCCUCUGGGUGGACUAUAAGAAUAUUACCAAGGUGGUGGAAGAAGGCAGCAAGAUCUACAUUGAUGAUGGACUCAUCUCUUUGCAGGUCAAGGAAAUUGGUGACAAUUACCUCAUGUGUGAGGUUGAGAAUGGUGGAUCCCUUGGUAGUAAGAAGGGAGUGAACCUGCCAGGUGCUGCUGUCGACCUGCCUGCGGUUUCUGAAAAGGAUAUCCAGGAUCUGCAGUUUGGUGUGGAAGAGGGAGUCGACAUGGUCUUUGCUUCAUUCAUUCGUAAAGGAGAAGAUGUAGACGCUGUCAGAAAAGUGCUUGGAGAGAAAGGCAAAAACAUUAAGAUUGUCAGCAAACUUGAAAACCACGAGGGUGUGUACAGGUUUGAUGAGAUUUUGGAGGCUAGUGAUGGCAUCAUGGUUGCCCGUGGUGAUCUGGGCAUUGAAAUCCCAACAGAAAAGGUGUUCUUAGCCCAAAAGAUGAUGAUUGGCCGCUGCAACAGAGCUGGCAAGCCGGUUACAUGUGCCACACAGAUGUUGGAGAGCAUGAUCAAGAAACCCCGACCAACCCGUGCUGAGGGCAGUGACGUGGCCAAUGCCGUGUUGGAUGGUGCGGACUGCAUCAUGCUGAGCGGGGAGACCGCCAAGGGAGAAUACCCUCUGGAGGCAGUGCGGACACAGCACAUGAUUGCUCGUGAAGCCGAGGCAGCGAUGUUCCAUCGGCAGGUGUUCGAGGACCUGCGUCGUUCCACGCCCUACUGCAAAGACCCUGCAGAGGCUAUUGCAAUUGGUGCUGUGGAGUCCUCUUUUAAGAGCCUGGCCUCUGCGAUCAUUGUGCUCACUGGCUCUGGAAGGUCUGCUCACCUGGUUUCACGGUACAGACCUCGUGCCCCUAUUCUUGCUGUGACCCGUAACGCCCAGACGGCUCGCCAAGCACACCUGUUCCGUGGAAUCUUUCCUGUCCUCUACACCAAGCCUGCCCAUGAUGUGUGGGCAGAGGAUGUUGACUUGCGUGUUAACUUUGCCAUGGAAGUGGGUAAGGCCCGCGGCUUCUUCAAGGUGGGAGAUGUUGUCAUCGUGUUGACAGGCUGGCGCCCAGGUUCCGGUUACACAAACACCAUGCGUGUGAUUCUGGUGCCCUGAGGAGUCAGCAGUGCUGCUCUGCUUCAUCCUGCGUAGCUCCUGAUCCUCCUGCACUGCACUCCUGCUCACAGUUCUCAUCAAGGCUGGCCUACAGACUUGACCACUUCAGCAUUUUAGGCAAUAAUUGAAAAUGACUACAAUGUUCAAGUACUUUGUACUGUUUAAGGUUUGAGUUGAAGCUUUAGUAAUUCCACUGCCUGUCUUCAUUCCUUUAGACUCUGUCAAACAAACCAGUCUUAAGGGCCUCAGUUUAAUACACCCUGAUUACAAACUGCUGUCUGUAUUCCCUUUUUAUUAAGCGAACACAAUUAGGGGUGACCGUGUUCUGGUUCUUGUGCAUGCAUGUUAUUGCUCCCAAUUAGGUCUGAUGGGUGGUGAAGCCAGACCAUAACGCAGUACUUAGGGUAUAAAUGAAAUGUUUACCCUCCCAAUGACUACAUGAACAAAAAAACUGUAUAAUCUGAAGUGUGUGUACGUGUGGGGCAGCGCCACCUCUCCACCUAAACUGGUUCUUCUGUAGUACUGUCUGCUGGAGUGUUGUCUGGUCUGCUGGCUUUCAUGUAUCUGGUGGCACUUCUACUCAACCACAAUGUUACAUUCUAUAUUCUACUUGACAUUUGUGAACAGUGAAUUUUAGUUUUGGGAUGUCAAAUUUUGUUUCUUCUAAAGAUGCUAAUUUGGGAAUGUCUGUGUGACCUACCACAGGGCCUUUACAUGUACUGUAUUUGGAUUGUUAGUGCUCAAGAGAUGUGAUUCAGAUGACACGAGCACUUUCAUGGUUUUUCAAAGGGAGGUAGGGAUGAAACCUCAAUGGUUGAGGGGUAGAUUUCUGCUAGUCUUUCUUGUGUCAGUGACCUACUGUAUCUGUCUAACUUGCUUCCCCCCUCCCCCCAUUGGCUGGUGUGUUGAGCUGUCCUAAAGUCUGGAUUUUCAACAAUAAAAGAGAUGAGCAUCUAUCUAAUUUGUUCUCUGCAAA